ACUUGUUUCCUUUCUUUUAUAUUCACAUUUAUUUGGACAGAAGCCAUGGCUACUUUUCCAGAGCUUUCUCUUAUUAGUCAGUCAGUGAAAGAUUUAAAGAGUUUCUGAACUCCUCAGACAUUAGCUGUGUUGUGCCCAUAAAACUUUUGUCUCUUUCCCAAAUUAAAUUACUCCCUUCCAACUAAUAUUUCUUACUAUAUAUGUACAUAUAUCUGUUUAAGGGAAACCGUACAAAGAAAACAGAGAAAAAAAGAAAGAAAUGAAGAUUCAAUGUGAUGUUUGUGAUAAAGAAGAGGCAUCAGUUUAUUGUUCAGCAGAUGAAGCUACUCUUUGCCAACGUUGUGAUUAUCAAGUUCACCAUGCCAACAAGCUUGCUAGCAAACACCUUCGUUUUUCUCUAAUUCAUCCUUCUUUCAAAGACUCUCCUCGUUGUGACAUCUGUCAGGAAAGACGUGCAUUGCUCUUUUGUAAAGAAGAUAGAGCAAUUCUUUGCAAAGAAUGUGACUUACAUAUACACAAAGCAAAUGAACAUACCAAGAAACACAACAGGUUUCUUCUAACUGGAGUGCAGCUCUCUUCUGUUGUUGCUUCUUAUAAUUACCAAACUUCUUCAUCUUCAUCCCCUACUGGAUCUGCUGCAAGUAAUUACAAAUCGUGUACUAGUAGUUCUGGGAUAUUGAAGAGUAGUUCGACUGUAGAAUCAACAACUAAUUUUCAAGAGGGUUCAGUUUCAACCAGUAGUAUAUCGGAGUAUUUGAUUGAAACUCUUCCUGGCUGGCACGUUGAAGAUUUUCUUGAAUAUCCCUGUUCUUCUCCCUAUGAACUUUGAUCAGAUACGGCCUGCUUUUUAGUUUAUUUCCACUACAAGAAGUGGAGGUACCUCAACAUCAAAUUCAGCCUCUAGAAUACAGUGUGUUGAAAGCAAGCAGGAACACAAAUGGAGUUCUUGUUCCUCAGAUCAACUCUCCAAUCUGCCAACUCGAUAAUACUAAAGGGCAUAAAUCUUUGGAGAUAUAAGAAAAACAGAGCUGUACAAGCAAUCUGACCUUUUCUUUUGGUUACUAAUUUUGAACAGUUACUUGGUUUUUGGACAUGUUAUAAGCAAAAACCCCACUGUUUUUGCAAGUCAAAUCACUUGGACUUGUUAGAAUCUGUCAAUCAGACUUGGAAUGGGUUUUCAAACAAGAUCUGGGGUCAUCUUUUUUUAUUUCUUUUUGAGGAGCCAAUCUUUUUGUAAUGCUAGUGGGAUGGCCUUGUGCCUGUUACCCGCUAUGAUUAUUGAAUAUGGAGAUCGUAUUUAUUUUA
This is a messenger RNA of Nicotiana tabacum (common tobacco), 1305 nucleotides long. Its product is annotated as B-box zinc finger protein 20-like. Gene Ontology annotation, molecular function: zinc ion binding. Gene Ontology annotation, cellular component: nucleus. Gene Ontology annotation, biological process: regulation of DNA-templated transcription; photomorphogenesis. The record is from RefSeq and is a predicted model, not a curated record. NCBI's taxonomy places the organism in Eukaryota, Viridiplantae, Streptophyta, Magnoliopsida, Solanales, Solanaceae.